AUGGCCAAACUAUUAAAGAAGAAGACGAUUCUUCUAGAUCGUGGCAGUAGUGGCAGUAGUGGUGGUAAUAGAAAAAAAUUUAAAAUUAAUACUUAUACCACUAAUUCAAAAGCAAAGGAAGUUGACAACAAACCAAAGACUUUACAAGACAAAUUAUUAGAUAUAUGGAAAGUAAUACGUUAUCACAAAGACGGAAGCAAAAUAGAAAAUCAUGAAUAUAGAGAUGAAGAUGAUUUUGUGAAUGAUAUGGAUUUAAUGUUUAAUAACGCCAAGAGAUAUAACGUAGAAGGAUCACAGAUUUAUGAUGACGCUGUAACCUUAUCGAAACUAGUAUAUAAACUUAUUGGUGGUAAAUUUGAAAACGAAGAAAAUCAAACUUACAAAAUUUUACAAGAGAUAGAAUAUAAAGGAGAAACUUAUUUUGUUGGUGAAUAUGUCCAUAUUUAUAAUGAAUAUGAUAAUGAAAAACCACAUAUUGUUCAUAUUUAUAAACUGUGGGAAAAUAACAAGGGAUUAAAAGGAUUAUAUGGUUGUUAUUAUUAUAGAGCUGAACAAACAAAGCAUAAUCUUUGGCAAAAAUUUUAUGAAAAUGAAGUGUUUAAGACAAACACUUUCCAGGAUCAUUUAAUACAUGAUGUGUUAGGAAAAUGUUGUGUUAUCAAUGUUAACGAUUUUAAAACUGGUUAUCCUAAAGGAUUUGAAGGAAAAUCUAUUUAUGUGUGUGAAUCGCGAUAUAAUGAGAUCAGCAAAACAUUUAAUAAGAUUAAAAAUUGGUCUUCACUAACACCAAAUGAUAGUCGUGCUCCAGCAAUUCGAUUUGAAAUUCGUGAAAUUCCUAUUGUAUUAAAUAAAAUUGAAAGUCCAUUAGCUGCAGAAUUCAAGGCUAAAAGGGUCAAAAAAGAAGACUCAUCAACAUCUGAAGAUAUAUUCUCUCCAGAUACUAACUAUGAUUCUCAAUCGGAUGUUCCAACAACUCAUUUGGAGAACAAAAUCACUGAGUCAAAUAAUGUGCCAUUGUCAUCUGCUAGAAUCAGAAUCACAAGUAAAAAACUCAACAUACAUCAUAACAAUGGAAUGGUCCCAAGUUCAUAUGGAUACCCGAAUUCAACUCAUAUACAACAAAAUCCAUCACAAUCACACUAUGUCAUGUCACCUUUUCCUUCAUCGCAAUAUUAUCAAAAUCAACAGCCUCAUCAUUAUCAUCCAAUUGGUCAACAAUUUACAAAUCAAAAUAUUACUACUUCAUAUACAAAUUCAUUUGCACCAUUAUCUUCUUCCUCUUUACAACAUUCACAAAAUGCAAUGCAAGUACCAUCAAAUGUCCAUUCCAAAGUUACAAAUGCUAAAUCAGAUGAAAUUUCAAUUAAUAAUGGAGUAAAUAUCAACAUUAGUUCAUCACAAGCCACUAAUGGACAAGAAAUCUUAAAAUCAUUUCAGGAACCUAAACAUUCAGAAAAAUAUAUUAAGCAUAGAGAAGAAAUUAUUGCAAGAAAUAAAAAGAGAUUGAGAGAAAUCGAAGAAUAUAAUGAUAAUAUUAAUAAACAAAACAAAAAACAAGCGACAAAGAUUCCUCAAGUUAAUGAAGCAGACUUGUUGAAGACCGUUCAAGAAUUAUCUAAUAUAUGGAAAAAUGAUGCAAUAAUAUUAAACCAAAGAUUAAAUCAACAAGAAAAUACUGAUUAUAAUUCUGGUGAACAACAAUGA
This is a messenger RNA of Entrophospora candida, 1704 nucleotides long. The record is from the annotation of a GenBank genome assembly. NCBI's taxonomy places the organism in Eukaryota, Fungi, Glomeromycota, Glomeromycetes, Entrophosporales, Entrophosporaceae.